This is a messenger RNA of Exophiala bonariae, 591 nucleotides long. RefSeq lists its product as uncharacterized. NCBI's taxonomy places the organism in Eukaryota, Fungi, Ascomycota, Eurotiomycetes, Chaetothyriales, Herpotrichiellaceae. The coding region runs from base 1 to 591 and encodes 196 amino acids. The record is from RefSeq and is a predicted model, not a curated record. The transcript has a single exon.
AUGCUGUAUGUGAUGGCUGAAAGAUGGCCCAAAGCAGGGAGGUAUCGAGAUGUCUUUGAGCGCCUGAAACAAAUAGUUCUGGGCCGAGAUGCUACUGAUGAGAAUGAUAAAAAUAUCGUGCUCGAUCCACCAGAUCCAAGUACAACUGGACUUGACACAGGGGUGGAGCCGUCAGUGACAACCGUGCCUUCCGAGACUACAGCUUCAAGACUCACAAGAAAUGCUCUGCCCAUUCCAGACUCAGAUGCGAUAAGAAAUGCGACCCGGUCUGCAAUACCAAAUGUCAUACGUAACCUUGUGCGUGAGCCGUUCCCUCUAUGGGAAGCCGAAAAUUUCAACCUCAAUUUCGAAGCGCUCAUGCCGCAGCCAGCAGGCCACAAUGAAAAUCCGUGGAUGGAAAAUGAUGUAACAUUUGAUCAGGAGAACACAACGACCUUCGAUUUCACAUUCUCUCCCUCGGGAUUCGGACAACCUAGCGAUUACGAUUUUGAUCCUGUGGCCUUCAAUUACUCUCCCAGCCAAAUCCAGGGGAACGAAUAUGGGGGUAUUCUAGAGGGGCUGGCGGAUAGAUGGCCGGGCGCACACCCUUGA